CCAAACAAUUGAAAACGAAUUUGAUAUAUUUGUAUUGUCAAAGUCAGCUUUGUUUGCAAUUGUAGAACUAAAUCUUCAAAACCUACGUAGGAAAGAAAGACCAGGCAAGAAAAUUUUGUUAGGUAAAUCGAUUAAGGAGGAAAUAAAUUGGCUUCCAUAGGAAAAAAAAUAUUUCGUCGAUUAACCCGUGAUCAAAGUCUCCGGAAACGAGGCAAUUAGAUACUUUUUUCACACUUAACAAUAGAUCGGAAGAAUGAUUUUAUUAUUAAAUUUGAUUCAUUUACACAAAAAGAGGACUUAACGUCAUUCCAUAGCUAAAACAAAUGCAAUCCGAAGUGCUGACGAUAUUAAGAACAAAUUUAAAAUGGAAGGAUUUUAAGCUUUCGUGCGUAGAUUUACUUCAAGUACUGCUGCUAAAAACAAAAGCUUUCUCUUUCCUUACACCUGACGUCAUACCUUUAAAUCAAUUCUUACUAAGUGAUUGACUCAAUGUCAACUACCUAUUUUAAUUAAACUCUUAAACAAUAUCUUGAAUAACCUUCCUUCACCAACAAUUUAGCCCCACUAAUUCAAUCUAAGUUGCAAUUCUGUCUCAAUAUAAUUUCGGUAAAAGGACCGCGUUCCGUUCAGAUUAUUCAAUAAAAUUAGAUCACACUAAUUUUAUCGAUGGGAUAUUGUUGACAAAGGAGGCGCUUUGUUGUAUCAAAAAUUGCUUUAAAGUAAACACAAACCAAAAGUCUCUUGUUGACUAUUGAACAUGCUUAACUAAGUGGGUGUGGUAUCUCGGAUACUGUCUCAAGAUAGAACUCUCCGCUCUCAAACCACGAGUACAGUUUGAGUGAGCGGCCGUUGAAGAACGCCGCUCCGAAGGACAAAUCUGAGUCAUCAGAAUCACAGCAAAUUGAAAAUUACCACGAUGGACUGCAUGAAAAAAGCAGUGGUGUUCGUAUUGGCGUGCAUGACCUUUCUGGAAACUCAAGCCGAUGAAGACAUUCUAACUAAUUCUGAAAAUGGAUUUCGUUACAAAUAUCUCGGCUGUUAUAAAGACAAAGUUCCUUCUCGAGCGCUGCCAGUACAGUUGGAAAGCGCCAAAAACUUCAUCAGAUGGAAAAUUGACGGCUAUAACUUUAAAAAAGUAAUCGACGUGUGCGCGGACCGCGCGCGUGCCCGCGGGCUGUCUCUGUUUGGUGUGCAGUUUUGGGGGGAAUGCUGGGGAGGAGAACAAGAUGCGCGUUACUAUAGAUACGGCAGGGAAUCGCGACCCAAAAGGUGCUUCACAGGAAUAGGAGGGUCUUGGACUAACGCUGUUUAUAAACUCAUUUGUAAGUACAAAUAA
Molecule: messenger RNA, 1336 nt
Organism: Orbicella faveolata
Lineage: Eukaryota; Metazoa; Cnidaria; Anthozoa; Scleractinia; Merulinidae
Cellular component (GO): plasma membrane
Molecular function (GO): protein binding
Source: RefSeq, a predicted model, not a curated record